AUGGCAAAGCUUUUCCACAUGAUUGUCCUCUUCAUGGCUGCCAUGUCAUCCAUCGUCAAACCAUAUGACGUUCUUCUCCAUGCCUACCAUGGACUUGCUGGUAAUAAUCUGCAAGAGCCUUGGCAGGUGGUGCAACUAUGUUUAAAAUACAACAUUCGUCGUGUUCGGUUGUACGAACCAAACCUUGAUGUUAUCGAAGCAUUUCGUGGCAUGGGAAUCGACCUCCCUUUCAGUGAGCCCAAUAGCUUGAUAACAAACAUGGCCCCCAAUGACUCUGCGAUGGGGGAGAGGUUUAACAUCUACAUAGAUCCCUUCAUAGGUGAUUUCAUCAUCAACUACAUCAUUGUCGGUGAUGAAGCCAUUCCUGGGCUUGACAAUGACAUAUUACCGGUCAUGAAAUCCUGA
This is a messenger RNA of Benincasa hispida (wax gourd), 405 nucleotides long. NCBI's taxonomy places the organism in Eukaryota, Viridiplantae, Streptophyta, Magnoliopsida, Cucurbitales, Cucurbitaceae. The record is from RefSeq and is a predicted model, not a curated record.